UAGGCUGGGCUCGGCUCUUGCGUGGUUGCAGCCACGCUGGGUGUGCGGCUAGAAGAGACGCUGCUGCAGACUGCACUGGGGAUCGUGGCAAUUUCCUUGGCGAAAGAUAUAUUAUAUAUAUAUAUAUAUCUAUCUAAAAUAAUAUAUAUAUUUGAAAUUAUUAUUGUUUUAGAAUGGGUGUUGAAAUCGAGACAAUAUCACCAGGAGACGGCAGGACAUUUCCGAAAAAGGGACAGACAUGUGUUGUUCACUAUAUAGGAAUGCUGCAGAAUGGAAAGAAGUUUGAUUCUUCCAGAGACAGAAACAAGCCUUUCAAGUUCAAGAUUGGCAAACAGGAAGUAAUUAAAGGCUGGGAAGAAGGCGUAGCACAGAUGAGUUUGGGGCAAAGGGCAAAACUGACCUGUACCCCUGACAUGGCAUAUGGUGCAACAGGCCAUCCCGGAGUCAUCCCAGCCAAUGCCACCCUUAUCUUUGACGUAGAGCUGCUGAAGUUGGAAUGAUGAAGUCCUUAAUUGAUAUUUGGUUGCAAGGCUGUUGACUGGAAUGCCAUGUGAUAGUGAUGUAUCACACAAUGACGAGUCUGAAAUGCAGACAAAUGACUUGCUCUACUUCGUAUCAGCAAAUUUUAUAGUAUGAUCUGCUCUCCUUGCAUCUUAUCUCUGGAAACCAGAGCAAUGGGUAGCCUCAACCAUUUCACUUUCCUGACCUAAGGGAAUUGCAUGGAAACAAAUAACACAGCGAAAGGUGGAGAGGGAUACGAGAAGUGGAGGAACAAAUGUAUAUUUAAUAUUUGCUUCACUUUGCAGUUUUUCAUUUUUUAGAUGUUAAUACAGAUGAGCAAUAACAUUUCAAAGCAUGGAAAUGAUGAAAAUGAUUAGCAAUUUCAGCAGUUUGGUGUUUGCAAAGUAUGUUUUAGGUGAUAAUGAACAAAUUUGUCAUUCAAAACAUAAUUAUAUACAUGUAUCAAAUGACAUCCACAAACUUUUGAAGAGCAUAUUCACUCAAAAUGUUUGAUGACAGAGCAGCAUAAUAAAAUACUUCUUUUAAAAAAAGAACUAUUUUAACUUCGAAUCAUUGACUUUGGAUGUUAACACGUGGGCAAAUAAAACUUAAUGGAAAUUUCCAUUGUGAUAAAAGCAGGACUUCAGUCUCGUCAAAUAAGGAAAAAAACUUGCAUUUAAUUAGCAGCUUAUCAUAUCCUCAGGAAAUCCCAAAGUCCUUCACAGCCUAAUUACAGUCACUGUUGCAAUGAAAGCAAAUGUAGCAGCAAAGUUGCACAUAGCAAAAUCUCAAAUACUACAAAUUAAUCUGUCUUUGGUAAUGUUCGUCAGGAAGCCCUCCCUGCUCUUUGGGAUUUGUCUUCAACAUAUGUCAAAACAUAGACACGUUUAACAUCACAUUCAAAAGGCAGCACUGAUAAUGCGGUACUUACCAGCACUGCACUGGAAUGUCACCUUCAGUUAUAUGCCCAACUAUUGGAGUUUGGGUUGAGGCCACAACGCUCUAACUGAGACAAAAGUACUAUCAUCUGAGCCAAACAGACACUUUGAUCAGUUGGUAGCACUUUUCUUAUGACACUUAAGGAUUUUUAUUGUUUCGAAUGGCUUUAUGUAAACUAGAUAAAUGUGAUUUUAUAACUGGUUCUAGCUAGCUUGAGUUGAAACAGAGCCCCAUUUCCUCUGUCAGGGGAAUAGAAAAUGCAGAAAACUGAACUGACAUCCCUAUCUGGACUUCAAGAAAGAUUCUGUGAAUUGAGUUGAAUUUGCUACGGUUUGUUUUAACAAGCCAUGUUGAUUGCCUUCUGGCCGUGUGACAGAUUAGAAACUUGAACCUCUAUGCUAAUCAAAUUAGGCACUGUCACAGCAUUACAUAACGUUAGGAGCUGGAACAGGCCAUUUGGGCCUUUGAGCCUGUUCAGCCAUUCACAAACUCCAUGGUGGUUGAUCUUUUUCAACUCCAUCUUCCUGCACUAUCUACAUAUCCUUUAAUUCCCUUAGUACCCAAAAAUCUUUCAACCACUGUCUUGUAUAGACUCGAUGACUGAGUAUUCUCAGCUCUCUGGGGUAAAGAAUUCUUAAGAUUUACAUUGAACAGGUCUCACAUAUCUAUUAAUGAGUGACUAUGUUCCUAUCAAUAAUUCUAUGUAUUAACUUGAUUGGAAAUCCGUUAUUCAUAAGCUCCCGGAGUGGAAAAAAUGCUGGAGAUUUAUCUUGUUUCUAUUGUUAAUUUGAGCCAAUGGACUACUGGGCUCUUGUUGACAGUUUUUAUAAUCAUCACAUAAUAAAGGUGUUUAACUGUUAUACCCAUAAAACUAUAUAAGAAAUACAUUCUUUUAAAGGUUUAGUAAUCCUUUAUGGAUUGAUUUUAUCUUUGUUUCCUAAACAUAGUGUGCUAUCAGCAACUUAUGUAUCUUAUUGCUUCAGUAUAUCAUCUAAAAUAAAAUCUGAAUAUUAGUUUUAGCCUGAA
Messenger RNA from Carcharodon carcharias (great white shark), 2466 nucleotides. RefSeq names its product FKBP prolyl isomerase 1B (gene fkbp1b). Gene Ontology annotation, molecular function: peptidyl-prolyl cis-trans isomerase activity. The transcript is spliced from 5 exons. The coding region runs from base 174 to 500 and encodes 108 amino acids. The record is from RefSeq and is a predicted model, not a curated record. Lineage: Eukaryota; Metazoa; Chordata; Chondrichthyes; Lamniformes; Lamnidae.